UGGAGUUUGACGCGCAGAACGAGACGCUGCUUCUCUUUCAAACCGCCGCGGUUUGUUUUGACACGCUGGGUUGCAUGAUGCUAGAACCAGCACAGAUCCGUCGGAGAGGCGCUCAGGAUUUUGAAGGUUACUAUGAUCACGUGUGUGCGGCUCAGGGAUCAGCUCCUGUCCGUGCAGUGAAAGCCAGCCUGAGUCGGGGGAUGUUAGAGUUUAACCCUGAUCACAUCAGUCUGACGGACUGGACGCCCAUCCUGUCAGCCUUGGCCAUCAACAAACACCUCCAGCAUGUUGCUUUGAAGAGCUGCCACCUCACCAGCACUGGAGCUCAAAGUUCUUCCAGGUCUCAUAGUAAGAAGAAGACCCCUGUGAUUCAUUCCAAGAAUAUGACUUUGCAGUUGUGCAAGGCUGUGCAAAAGUGCCUGUGUGAGUCAAGCAGCCUAAAGACCCUUCAGCUGCACGGUUUGCCACUGAGAGAGAGGGACCUCACGGCUCUCACAAAGGGUUUAGCCAAGAGUGUGUCAUUGGAGUAUCUGUCUUUAGCACACUGUCCAAUCGCUGAUCAAGGUUUGGAAGUCAUCUGUCAGAGUGUCAAAUAUUCCUCAGUGAUUAAGACAGUGGAUUUCACUUCCUGUAAUAUCACCUGGCAGGGAGCGGAGCAUAUGGCGAACAUCAUAAAGCACCAGGCAAUGAGACGGCAUAGCACGGCGUGGGUGGAGACUUUGCGCUACAGGAAAGCAGAGUUUGAAGCAAUGAGCGGACUGCGCAGAAUCACUCUCAACGACAACAUCCUGAUCGGAGACCGAGGAGUGACGGCACUCUCCCGCGAGCUUGCAGAGGACCUGUGGGUCAAAGCGGUGGACCUGCAGCGCUGUGGGAUCUCCAACGAAGGAGCUCGAGUUCUAGAGCAGAUGCUUCAGUCCAAUUCCACUCUGUGUGUUCUUGAUAUCAGGAGAAACCCGCUUGUCGAUAAUAAUGUGGUGAAGGCUGUGCUGAAAAAGGUCCUCAUGAACACUAAAAGCCAUGACUCGCAGUAUCUGUGGCUUAAACCUCCUUCUCCCAAAAGCACUCUUGAUCAAUCACGGCAGUCGAGGAGGAAGAAUGCAGGAAAAGCUACAUAUCGAAUUGGAUCUCGCCGGUCGUCGUCUGUGAACUCUGUGUGGAGGCCUCCUCGGCCGGGUUCAGUGGGGUACGUCCCGUGGCGCACCGCUGCACGGGCUGGCUUACAAAGAGGUGCAUCACAGGCUGAUGGGCUGACAGACCAGGGUUUUCAAAACGCCACCUCUGUGCGGGUAACCGUUGAGUCGGAGUCAGAGUCCGAGGAGGUGGAUGGUGCAGAAGAACCGGGUCCUCGGGAGAAAAUCACAAGCUGCCAGUUCAGACGACUAGAGCGAGAGAAUAAUCGAUUACAGGUGGCGCUGGAAGAGUGUCGUCUGAGGCUGGCAGAGGAGAGGAACAACAGACUCAAAACCAGCUCUCGUCUGGUGGAGCUGGAGCUGGAGAAUGAGCGUUUGCGGCGUCUGAAUCAAUCGCUGUCUGAAGCCCAUCUCAGCACCUCUGUUCUGGAGGAUGAACAUGUGCUAGAAAGCAUCGAAUCCUCCUUCCAAAAAUUCCACGCGUUCCUAGAUCUGCUGAAAGACGCUGGGCUUGGCCAGUUUGCAUCUAUGGCUGGAAUAGACCAGUCAGACUUUGGGCUUCUGGGGCAUCCUCAGCUCUCCUCAACAGAGAGGACACACGUCAGCCAAGAAAAUGAGGAGAGGAGGAAGAGUUUAGCAAUGGCAGACAUCGCUCAAGCUGAAUCCCGGACUCAUUCAGAACCUCCUGCUCACACUGAAGACGUUCCCCGGCCUUUGAGUCCAGUCGGCUUGUGUCGUGCCUCCCCAUCUUUACAGGAGCCGCUUGAGUUUGAGGCCCCUGGGAGGAGCCCAGAGUCCUCGUACUCUUCGAGGAAGCAGCGGGCCGACGGAGGCGCUCUCUCAGUCAGUCCUCAGUCCACAGCCUCAGAGUCCUCCAGAGCCAAUGGCUCCGAGUGCUCGGCUCUGAACUCCAGAGCGUCCCGUCUGUCUCCGCUGGGUUCAGGCAGACAGAGAAACGCUGCUGGAUCGGUUGGGCUUUAGAGCUAAAACAGCUGGAGAGAUCUUGGUUAUCGUGAAGAUCUUCUCUGGAACUGUCUCGGCUGCUGUCAUCUUUAUCUUUACCAGACUGAGAGAAUACUAUUAUUAGUUGUUUGUUUGAGAAGUUGAUGUUCUGCAUUACAUUUUAUGUACAAGAUGUUAAUGCUGUUUAGUUGUAUAGACUAAGAAGUUUUAUUUAUGGUAUGUUUUUAGUCUAGUGACACUAAAGUUAUUAUUUAAGAGUUUUUUUAUUUUUUUUUAUUUUUUUGUGAUUUGCUAAAUUGAUUGAUAUUUGUGAUUGAUUAAAAGCAGUGACAUCAAAUUCGC
This is a messenger RNA of Carassius gibelio (silver crucian carp), 2438 nucleotides long. RefSeq names its product centrosomal protein 78 (gene cep78). The record is from RefSeq and is a predicted model, not a curated record. The transcript has 16 exons. Gene Ontology annotation, cellular component: centrosome. Gene Ontology annotation, molecular function: protein binding. Bases 75 to 2114 code for a protein of 679 amino acids. NCBI's taxonomy places the organism in Eukaryota, Metazoa, Chordata, Actinopteri, Cypriniformes, Cyprinidae.